Molecule: messenger RNA, 990 nt
Organism: Symbiodinium sp. CCMP2456
Lineage: Eukaryota; Dinophyceae; Suessiales; Symbiodiniaceae
Source: the annotation of a GenBank genome assembly
AUGGUGCGAGAGCUCGCUCCACAAUCCCCCGAAGGGGACUACAUGCGGCCACGGAGUGAGCUGGUUGCCUCAAAGGAUAAGACACCGCUCCGCUCCGAAGGCUAUGCGCUUUACCUUGGCAAUACUUGCCCUUGGUGCCACCGUGCCAAGCUGGCUUUAAUCCUUCGCCGCCUGCCGCCGCGCUGCGUUGCAGAUGUGAAGCUCGUGGACAAUGCCGAGCGUGCUUCACGGGGUGGCUGGGCCUUUGAUCCUCAGCAAGGAGCUGCGGACCCUGUCUUUGGAGCUGCAGAUCUUCGUGAGGUGUAUGACCGAGCAGCAGGCCGCGACGGUACUGGCUAUGUUGGUCGCUGCACUGCUCCAUUGCUGGUGGACACACGCAGCCGGCGAGCCGUGUCCAACGACAGCGUCCAGAUUGUUCGGCUCAUUGGGACCGCCAGCGAAACAGACGAAGAACGCAGACAGGGCCGAGCAGUCGACCUGGUGCCGCAGGAGCUGAUUGGGCAGAUUGAGGCCACGACUCACUGGACCUACGAGCUCCUGUCCAACGCAGUUUACCGGGCAGGCUUUGCCACAACCCAGGAAGCCUUUGCACGUGCUGCAAGGGAUGUCGCAGAAGGCCUGGAGCGUGUUGAGCAGCAGUUGGCUGGGAGCCGGUUUCUGUGUGGUGACCGUCUUACAGAGGCAGACGUUAUGCUGUUGCCAUGCGCCGCACGUUUUGAUGCUGUUUACGCCUCUCUUUUCUUGAGGGGCUCCUGUGGCCUGUGGCGUGAAGGCGAACACCGCCGCCGGUGGCUUCAGCGCUGCUGGUCCUUACCGGGGGUGCCGCAAACUGUCGAUCUGCGUGCCUGUCAAGAGAGUUACUUCCGCAGCCUCUUCCCCCUGAACCCGUCGCAGAUCGUUCCGGUACCUGCUUCUGACCCCGGUGCGCUCGGAACAGAGAGCAUCUCCGAGGAGGACCUGGAUGCAUUCUUCCACUGGCGGAAAGUCUGA